Messenger RNA from Bombus pyrosoma, 823 nucleotides. RefSeq names its product CAPA peptides-like. The record is from RefSeq and is a predicted model, not a curated record. Lineage: Eukaryota; Metazoa; Arthropoda; Insecta; Hymenoptera; Apidae. The transcript has 5 exons. Bases 98 to 544 code for a protein of 148 amino acids.
UACCUGGGGGCAUUCAGUGUCGAGCGAGAUACCGUGCUCUGCUCAGUAUCGCUUCAUCGGAUUCUGAUCACCGUGUGACCGAACGAUCGACAUCGCAAUGAGAAAUCACUUAUUUGUAUUCCUGGUCGUUCUAAUAUUUUCCACCUCUUUCAACCUCUCCCAAUGUGGGCAAGGUCGGCAGUCGCAGUCUACCAAAGAGGGGAAGAAGUUGAAUGACAGACGAAUUUCUGGUCUGAUGGCGUAUCCGAGGGUCGGUCGAUCCAACGUGCCGAUUCCUAACCUAAAUUUCAACGGUCGCCACGCCAUCGAACCAGACACAGAUUUCCAAUUUUACAGCCCCGAGUUUGACUCCGUCUCCGACAAAGAUUACGAAGAUCGUAUCCGUUCACCCAAAGAUUAUCAACUUUGGCAAAAGAUCGACGAUGGAAGAUUCGUUUAUCCCGGCUCGUUGCUACUCACUCGAGGUUCUCGAAACAUUCAACUGAAUGGUUACACGCCAAGACUUGGUCGUGAAAGCGACGUCGAUCGAACUGCCUGCAAAUGAUCUUCGAGGAUCUUCAGCUGCGACUCCAUGGAACUGACGCGAUCUGACCUAACCUAUCUCUAGCCGGUAACCAGCUACCCUCAACGAUGCCAGACCUAACCUUUCUUUAAUAUUACCAGGAGGUUAUACAAACAACAAAACUACGAGUCGAUUCUGUAUGUAACACACAACUGCGAGAAAUAUUGUUCGUAAAGAAUUUAUAGAAGAUUGUUCUACAUGUAAAGUGGUCCAUAGAAUUUUCGCUGACACACGAACGGGUAAUAAAGCUGGUGAAACGAU